This is a messenger RNA of Plasmodium malariae, 501 nucleotides long. Its product is annotated as conserved Plasmodium protein, unknown function. Lineage: Eukaryota; Apicomplexa; Aconoidasida; Haemosporida; Plasmodiidae. Bases 1 to 501 code for a protein of 166 amino acids. The transcript has 6 exons. The record is from RefSeq and is a predicted model, not a curated record.
AUGUCCUAUAUUAAGGCUCCAUCAGAUAUCUCAAUUCUUGAGUACAAGUACUCGAGAAAGAACGAACGAAAGAAAAUUAACAUUUGGAAAAAAAUUUUUAUUCAUGUGUGUUUUUUUACUAUUGGUAAUAACUGUAACAAGUUAAGUAGUCAUGAUGUUAUUAAGGUUCUUUCGAAUGUGUACUCAGAUGACGUUGCUGACAGUAAAAAUGUAAAUACCUUAAAUAUAUUGAACAUCCUGAACACAAGGCAGAAAGACAUAGAAAAGCAGGUACAGUGCAAGUUCUGCUCCUUUGUCGGGUUUUUAUUACUUCCUCUGUACGUCCUCAGGAAGUUCAAAUACUACGAUGCUAAAAGUAAAGUAAUAAUUUCCCCUUUUUUUGCCAUAGGGGGAAUGUAUAUUGGUUCCUUUGUUGGAAAUUUAUUAACUGGGAGGUUCAGUAGUUACAGGAGAUCUAAAUUCCUUGGGACGUUACCUGCAAAUGUUUAUUUGAAAGAAUGA